GCUUGCUGUCUCUCUCUCAGCCAAAUCAUAUAACAGAAAACACACCAGUAUAAAAUAAAGAUCUAUAUAGAUACAUUUAAAACAUCAGAACCGGAGUUAUUUACAGGAUCAUUGAUUAUUAUUAAUGAUAAUUAAAUGAGGAAAGGAAUAUAAUUGUGGGGGAGAUGUUAUAAAAGUGUAAUAAUCAGAAAUAAAUCAGUAAUAAUUAUUAAUAAUCAGUUAUAUAUUGUGGCUUUAUUUACGCUGGUGUUCUUCAGGUUGUGAGAGUCAGUAUUCCCUCCGUUAGACUGACUGACUUUAACUGCAGUUAAAUAUUCUCUCUGUUCUGUUGUUGGUUAUUGUGGUUCUGGUUUAUUUGGGUGUGGGUUCUGUUGUUGGUGUUGGUUCUGUUGUUGGUGCUGGGUAUUUUGGUAUGUGGGUUCUGGUUUAUUUGGGUGUGGGUUCUGUUGUUGGUGCUGGUUCUGUUGUUGGUGCUGGGUAUUUUGGUAUGUGGGUUCUGGUUUAUUUGGGUGUUGGUUCUGUUGUUGGUGUUGGUUCUGUUGUUGGUGCUGGUUCUGUUGUUGGUGCUGGGUAUUUUGGUAUGUGGGUUCUGGUUUAUUUGGGUGUGGGUUCUGUUGUUGGUGUUGGUUCUGUUGUUGGUGCUGGUUCUGUUGUUGGUGCUGGGUAUUUUGGUAUGUGGGUUCUGGUUUAUUUGGGUGUGGGUUCUGUUGUUGGUGCUGGUUCUGUUGUUGGUUAUUGUGGUGCUGGUUUAUUUGGGUGCUGGUUCUGUUGUUGGUGCUGGUUCUGUUGUUGGUGCUGGUUCUGUUGUUGGUGUUGGUUCUGUUGUUGGUGCUGGUUCUGUUGUUGGUGUUGGUUCUGUUGUUGGUGUUGGUUCUGUUGUUGGUGCUGGGUAUUUUGGUAUGUGGGUUCUGGUUUAUUUGGGUGUGGGUUCUGUUGUUGGUGUUGGUUCUGUUGUUGGUGCUGGUUCUGUUGUUGGUGCUGGGUAUUUUGGUAUGUGGGUUCUGGUUUAUUUGGGUGUGGGUUCUGUUGUUGGUGCUGGUUCUGUUGUUGGUGUUGGUUCUGUUGUUGGUGUUGGUUCUGUUGUUGGUGUUGGUUCUGUUGUUGGUGCUGGUUCUGUUGUUGGUGUUGGUUCUGUUGUUGGUGUUGGUUCUGUUGUUGGUGCUGGUUCUGUUGUUGGUGUUGGUUCUGUUGUUGGUGUUGGUUCUGUUGUUGGUGCUGGUUCUGUUGUUGGUGCUGGUUCUGUUGUUGGUGUUGGUUCUGUUGUUGGUGCUGGUUCUGUUGUUGGUGUUGGUUCUGUUGUUGGUGUUGGUUCUGUUGUUGGUGCUGGUUCUGUUGUUGGUGCUGGUUCUGUUGUUGGUGUUGGUUCUGUUGUUGGUGUUGGUUCUGUUGUUGGUGCUGGGUAUUUUGGUAUGUGGGUUCUGGUGUAUUUGGGUCAGUGUUUUGUUUACUGUAAGAGGAAUGUGAGCUGCAGAGCUCUGAGUUUAGUUUAGAGAGACAGAUGUUAUCAUUACCUCAAAUUAGACUCUACUAAAAUAACCUGUUGUUUACGUGACGCACCUCUCCGGAUUUAUCCCGGCCUACACCAAACUCUACCGUAUACCAUUAUAUAUUAAUACUAAAAUCAUUCAGACUAUGAAGAAACACAUAUUAAAUUAUUUAAUAAACAAAAAAGUUAAGUUAGAAAAUCCAGAAUAUGUUUUAUAUUUUAUAUUCAUGUUUAGAUGAUCAGUUUUGAGCAUCUCUGCUGGAUUUUCUCAGUCAGUUUUAUGAGGUAGAGUCUCCUGGAAUUCAGGCUUUCAGUUAACAGCUGUGCUGAACUCAUCAAGAGUUAAUUACUUGAAUUUCUUGUCUCUUAAUAAAGUGUUUGAGAGCAUCAGUUAAAGUAAAGUAGUGAAGAGGUAGAGUUACAGGUAUACAGUGAAUAGUGAAUAUUUGAGUAAUGUUCGAAUCCAGAUUAUGAGAAGAAACAACUACUCAACUAAGUAAAGAAAAA
Molecule: messenger RNA, 1993 nt
Organism: Astyanax mexicanus (Mexican tetra)
Lineage: Eukaryota; Metazoa; Chordata; Actinopteri; Characiformes; Acestrorhamphidae
Exons: 2
Coding region: 413-1453 (346 amino acids)
Source: RefSeq, a predicted model, not a curated record